Molecule: messenger RNA, 3128 nt
Organism: Mercenaria mercenaria
Lineage: Eukaryota; Metazoa; Mollusca; Bivalvia; Venerida; Veneridae
Exons: 12
Coding region: 434-2764 (776 amino acids)
Source: RefSeq, a predicted model, not a curated record
UCUGAUUGAAAUGACAUCUAACUAAAUAGGUAAUUUAAUAAGAGUUAACGGCAAUUUGGAAACUCCAUAAAAUAGUUCAAUAGCAACGGAGUAGUUAGAAAAUAUCUCAUCAAAAUUUGACUUUAAAACAAGUUUAAGUUUUUAUCGGAUGUACAAUAUUUGUGUUAAAAUGGAAAUUAAGAUAUAUAAAAUCAUAUGAUCUUUUAAAAAAAGGAAUCUAAUUAUUUUGCAACAUGACUUUUGAUUUUGUACUGCAGAAUAAUUCAGUGUUAUAAUGUUUUAGUGAUUGAAAUAUUUGGAAUACUGGUGGGUGUUUUGACUGACAUAUAUUAAGAAUAUAUUAUAGAGAACAUGACACCUUUUUAAUUAAUUUUAUCAUAAUAUUGAAAAGAACAGCGUUUACUGUGCGAGACAGUUUUGAAGAGCUUACAAAAUGUUUUCCGUGCGACUAUCUGCACGGUUACCGUCAAGACCGAGUACUGCUGGCAACGUAGACCGAAAUUCUAGCCGUAAUGCAAGAAGGUCGACUGGGAGAAAUUAUCAUGUUUACUGUACUGACCGGAAACAGUAUGAUGGCUCCAGGGCACUCACCCCUAGCAUACAAGACAUUGAACGCGAGAAAUAUAGCUUUAAGCCGAGUAUUAGGCCUUUGUCGGCCCCACAGACUUCGCUGUCGAGGAGGAGGGUUGCUUCAAUGUCCGCCAAAGUGAGGGGGACCAGAGGUCAAGUAAAGAUACAUUCAAAUGGCAAAGAGGAUAUGUUUGGAGUAGUACGAGCAGCCAAGGAGGCCAAGACGUUUGAAGAAGAUUCGAAAUAUUAUCACCAAAUCGAACAAUCAUUCAAAGAACCAGAGAACGACGAUGAAAAGAAAGACGCCGCACCAGUUUUUAACAAACGUCUCUUUGCGUCGCAAGGAGCCGUCAUUAUUACCCAAGAAGCGCGACGGUUAAUGGCAAUUAACGCGUUAGCCAAUGAAAAAUGCGAUCUGGAUUCACUACUGAGUAAAACGGAAGUGCAAUGCUUAAGAUGCGUUGUGGAUGGUCUCAAACUUAUACACAAGGGACAAGACUUUGUUAAAGAUGUUCUUAGUAAGGUGGUUUCAUACGAGGUCUAUGAAGCCUUUAACUAUGUACCAACCAAAUCUUGGGAGGAUUAUUUAGCAUGCUAUUACAUUCUCAACGGUGCAGUUGAAGUGACGUAUGAUUUAAGAUCUACUGAGUCUAGAAAUGUAUUUCAAGCGAAUAUAAUAUACAGUCAUGGUACUGGAGAAUAUCUGGGACUUGUCAGCGCCGAGGGGCCGACAGAGGAUCUCGCGCCGCCGGCAACCAUUUACACAAAAGAGCUCACACAGUUUAUACGCGUUGAUAGGCAGCGAUUUCACCAACUGAUGAAAAAAGCAACAAGAUUUAUUGACAAAAGGAAACGAGAUUAUAUUUCUAGUCACAGUUUUCUGGCAAAGAUCUCGGAAGAAAUUAAAGAAAAGAUUCUACACAAACUAGCCAUUCAGGAAUAUCCUGCAAAUCGGGUGUUGCUGUCUCAAGGGGAAGUAACUGAGUACCUGUUUAUCAUAAUGUCCGGUCGGUGCCAGACAUACCGGGAAGUUCAUAUACCGGAAGCCGAGAAAGAAGUGCUUUUCUACCUUACCAGUAGAGAUCCAGAUGAUUUCUUUGGCGAAGAAUGUGUUCUCGAUAAUGCACCAAGCAUAUGUACAAUAGUGACAGCAACAGCAACAACCAUUAUUAAACUCCAUCGCUCUGCGUUGAAAAUGGUAAACAGGGACAAACUGUCACGUUUCAUCGAUGAACAGCGCCAUGACAUCCCGAGUGACGAGAAUUUGCGAGAUCGCGGAUAUCGCGAUUCUUUAUGGAAUAAAUAUAAACAUACUCAAAUAAAAGGAUCUCUCAAAGAAGGCGGGAAAUUGCAAUAUCUGACCCGAGCUAACAGUGCCUUAGUGCGAGAACGUCCUCUAGAAGAAAGCGAACUGUAUACAGAAAAUAUGCGACGCUUUGUUAUGAAAGGAAGUCAAUUUGACCCAAUGCGUGCGCAGUCUGCAAACACAACCGGAAGUCACAAGCACCAACGACAAAAAAGAAGGCCACAUACGGCAUUCGCAAGUCUUGUGAUGGAAACGCUCGAGUCGUCCAGCGAGGAUGACAGCGAGAAGGAAAACGAGUUCCAAGACGAGGAUACGAGAGGACUUAAUCAAGAUAGAGGACAGUCCUCACUUCUCACUGUAGAAAAAGCAAAAGAGAUGGAACAUCAUAUAACAAAGGCGAUGGAGUCCAAAGAAAGUUUACUGAAAGUACUGGACGAACCCGGAGAGGUCAGUUCACAUUUAAGACAGGCGUGGAAAGCUGAGGGUGGACAAGAAACGCAAAACUUCAUGAAAAAUGGCGUGUUAGUAACAAUGACGUCAGAGGAUAUUGUCCGGAAGGCAAAGGCGCUUGCAGAUACGUAUGCUGAUAAAUGGAAACAAGGGACCAAUGAAAAUGAAGAGGACUGGGACACUAUCCUACACGCGGAAAACAAACAAGCCAAAAUGCUUAUCACCGCUAAUAAAUUAAGAAUCAAAGACAUAAAGCGCCGACUAGCGGACUUACAAAAACGGCGGGAAAGAGUGAGACAACAAAACAAACCCCGCCGAGCGGACUAUUUCUCAGACGAUGACGAUGAUGAAGAAAUUGAUGAAGAAAACGUCCUCAAGGAAAUUCGGAAAGAAAGGAAGCAAAAACUGAUAUUGUUGAACAAAAUAACAUUGAAAUGAUAGAUAACGCAAUUGAUAAAUCGGGGAGUGAUGUCGGAGAGAAAGAAACGGAAUUGACUGCUGGAGACAUGACUGUGGCACGAGGAAUCGCUGGUUCACCUGUAUCAGUCUAGGUCAAUGUAUAUCGUAGUGGAUACGGUGACUUAUGUGCAAUUUUAUGCAAAUGAUAUUGCGUUAUGUAUACAUAUACAGUUUUACAAUUUUAGGUUAAAAACUGAUUUACUUUAGUCCAGCAGCAAUUUUAAUGUGAAAUCUGAACAUGACCUCAUAUAGGACGAGUUUGCAAAAUCAUGAAAAUAAACAUUCACCAUUCUUAAGAAAUCUAAUGUAUUUCAACAAUGAUAUUGUUAUUUUCAGCACUUAA